AUGGCCCACCGCAUCGUUACCCAAGUCGUCGUAACCGGCGCGCGUGUCUUCGGCCGUGCUUUCGCUGAAGCCUACAAGCAAGCCUCCGCCGCAUCUAAACACGGAGGCGCAAACGGCAAGUCCGGGAACUCCUUCGCCUCCUCCGGCAUCACCCUCGACGAGGCAUACAAGAUCCUCAACGUGAAGCCCCCGCAAGCCGGCGAAGCAAACCUUGAGCAAACGAUGGAGCGGUUCAAAAAACUGUUCGACAUGAACGAUCCGCAGAAAGGUGGCAGUUUCUAUCUGCAGAGUAAGAUUCUGCGUGCGCGCGAGCGGAUAGAGAUGGAGGCUCGUCAGGCAGAGAGACACACUGCGCAGGAGAAGGAACUGCGUGAAGGGUGGAAGCCAAAGGUUUACAAGGACCGGUGA
Aspergillus puulaauensis is the source of this 408-nucleotide messenger RNA. RefSeq names its product import motor complex subunit PAM16 (gene PAM16). Gene Ontology annotation, cellular component: TIM23 mitochondrial import inner membrane translocase complex. NCBI's taxonomy places the organism in Eukaryota, Fungi, Ascomycota, Eurotiomycetes, Eurotiales, Aspergillaceae. The record is from RefSeq and is a predicted model, not a curated record. Bases 1 to 408 code for a protein of 135 amino acids. The transcript has 2 exons. Gene Ontology annotation, biological process: protein import into mitochondrial matrix.